GUAGGAGGUUUGCGCAAAAGCAGUUAUCGGCAAUAGCCCGCAGAGACCACAUGGUCGUCGUUAUAAACCGCGAGCGAUUUUGUGCGUUGUGUUUAUAGUUAACAAAUGAUGGCGCUUUUAGUGAAUUCAACGCAAAAUGUAAUUCGAGAUACGUACGAUUAUUAUUUGUGGACUCUGUCACUUUCCGAUAAACGCACGGUUGGUUGGCCGCUAGUCGAUUCACCUAUGCCAACAGUUGUGUAUACAUUACUAUAUCUAUUUAUUGUGUGGAUUGGACCUAAGAUCAUGAAGAACAGACGACCAUUCCAGUUGACCUGGUUGUUAGUGCCCUACAACUUGGCAAUGGCUGCUUUGAACGCAUAUAUUGCGUUACGGCUUCUAACGGCGUCGUUUAGGCUUCGUUACAGCUAUAUAUGUGAGCCUUGUCGACAAAGAUACGACCCAGAUGAAUUACAAAUUGCAGAUGCGGUAUGGUGGUAUUACUUCUCGAAACUUCUAGAGUUUUGUGACACAUUCUUUUUCAUUCUGAGGAAGAAAGAUGAACAGCUGACAUUCCUUCAUGUUUAUCAUCAUUCUACUAUGUUCUCUUUCUGGUGGAUUGGUAUCAAAUGGGUGCCGAGUGGAUCCACGUUCCUGCCAGCGAUGGUAAAUAGUGGUAUACAUGUACUAAUGUAUACUUACUACGGCCUCUCUGUAUUUGGGCCAGCCGUGACCCAAUAUCUCUGGUGGAAGAAAUAUCUGACUAUCUUACAAUUGAUCCAGUUCACUUGCGCUCUUAUCCUUGGAAUCAAUGGAAUCAGAACAGGCUGCGAAUUUCCCUUGUGGAUGCACUACGUCCUCAUCAUCUAUAUGAUAUCAUUUAUCGUACUUUUUGGAAACUUCUACAUGAAGGCGUACAUUGCUAAGGGAAGCAAAUGUAUGGAAGUAAGAUACGGUCAAUGCUUAGACGACGAAGAAACUAUUGAAAAAAGAAAAUUAAAGAUCAACUAAAUAUGUAUGCGUAAUUAAUUAGUUUUAUUUAAUCGUCAUAUAAGUUUACAGUAGCUAUUAUUUGACCUCAAGUGUAAAAUGUUUAAGAGUUUUAUUCUUAUGACCGCCAUGUUGUGUUUGAGUCUGGAGGCAUUCAAUUUUACAUUUGCAAGAAAUAUAGUUAUUGUAAAGUUA
Molecule: messenger RNA, 1164 nt
Organism: Pieris rapae (cabbage white)
Lineage: Eukaryota; Metazoa; Arthropoda; Insecta; Lepidoptera; Pieridae
Product: elongation of very long chain fatty acids protein 4
Exons: 7
Coding region: 106-990 (294 amino acids)
Biological process (GO): fatty acid elongation, monounsaturated fatty acid; sphingolipid biosynthetic process; fatty acid elongation, polyunsaturated fatty acid
Cellular component (GO): endoplasmic reticulum membrane
Molecular function (GO): fatty acid elongase activity
Source: RefSeq, a predicted model, not a curated record